This is a messenger RNA of Mucor velutinosus, 891 nucleotides long. RefSeq lists its product as uncharacterized. The transcript has a single exon. Bases 1 to 891 code for a protein of 296 amino acids. Lineage: Eukaryota; Fungi; Mucoromycota; Mucoromycetes; Mucorales; Mucoraceae. The record is from RefSeq and is a predicted model, not a curated record.
AUGAGCUUUUUACCAUCUCCAUCUUCUCCCUGUUCAGUGUACAACCCACCGCCUUAUCCAACAAAUGACACAGAGAUCACAGCAGUGACAGCCACCUCCACAGCCAUCAUACUGGACCAAGAUCCUUCGCCAUCCAUAAAGAAUCCCAGGAACCACCACAACCAUCACCAUCACCACUUGAAGCAUCGUGCUUGUUAUUUAUGCAAAAAUAGAAACAUACCACCUAACGUGCGAGAGAUUGGACCCUAUUUAAUUCAUCGUACACAACCAGAUUUGGUACUGAUAUGUCCCUGUCAACACAAGGCACAUCCCACUUGUCUGAGGCAGCUACAAACAGACUUCAUUUGCAACAUCUGCAAUUCAGUCUACCAGCUGAGGUACAUUCGAUAUGCCCAGUUGUUGUGUCUGGCAUGCCACAUACUCAGUUUGGCAUCGACGGUGGGGCUUGUGUUUGGACUGUCGCAUCUAGGUAGAGCAUUGGAUGAACUAGGGCUAGGCAGUGAAAUGGGGCCAAAGUUGGAUGGAGACGAAACAUGGCAAGACCAUGAGAUGUUGGAUAUUGUGGAAUGGCUCAACAUAGUUCAUUUUGCAACGGGUGUCGCAGGAGAGGCAUUGCUAGGACUAGUGUAUAUGGUGGGUGUGUGCCUGGUGAUUGGGCAGGACCGCACACUGAUCAUGAUAUCCAAUAUACUGUAUAUACGCUUGGAUCCCCUCAAGAGACAGACUUGGAUUAAUGUAAUCUGUCUGUGGAUUUGUCUGUUUGUAUUUGGUCUGGUAUUAGGUACCUACCUGCUCUUCUUUUCGUGGAUCUGGGCAAGUGUAUUGCACCAUAUACGGAAACGGAUGAUGUAUGUUCAGAUGCAUCACCUUGAUCCCUACUGUAGAGCAUAA